Molecule: messenger RNA, 2010 nt
Organism: Dioszegia hungarica
Lineage: Eukaryota; Fungi; Basidiomycota; Tremellomycetes; Tremellales; Bulleribasidiaceae
Product: fungal-specific transcription factor domain-containing protein
Exons: 7
Coding region: 1-2010 (669 amino acids)
Biological process (GO): positive regulation of transcription by RNA polymerase II
Cellular component (GO): nucleus
Molecular function (GO): DNA-binding transcription factor activity, RNA polymerase II-specific; transcription cis-regulatory region binding; zinc ion binding
Source: RefSeq, a predicted model, not a curated record
AUGUAUCGAGGUGCCGUACCGCCGCACGACCCGUCAUCGACCGCUUCAGGGCAUGCCAUCUCGGGUCCUGAACGACAUCGAACGUUGGAGCAAGGUACCCCUCUCCAUUCGCGAAAUGCCGCAGUGCACCCGGACACCAGCUACGAAGAUACUCCGCUACUUGCUGGGCCGAGUGCACUGGCGAGCGAGGGGCAGGCUUCUGGUACACGCCGGACGGAGGAAGGGUAUUCGUCCAGAGCAGGAGUGAAGCGCAAGCAGAAGUACAAGCGAACGAGGGCAGGAUGUCUGUGCUGUAGAAAGAGGCGGAUCAAGUGCGACGAGAGCAGACCGACCUGCAAGAAAUGUGUGAUUGCUAAGCGAGAGUGCGAGUUCGAGACGGACGAGCCGGCAUCGAGGGACUCGGACCCACAGGGCAGCUCGGAAGGCGGGAGCGGAGCCGAAGAGACCAGUCCGCCCAAGAAGCACAGGACGACAGAAGGCAGAGAAGACCCGGGAUCAAGGAAGAGCAAGAAGCUGAUCAAGACCAGCAUCCUCGGCCUCGAAAACAUGCUGGCGCCACACAAUAGCAUGCCGGGCACCUUCGGACAGGGCACGAUCGACACGGGCGACUUUAUAUGGGACGAGACAUUCGUGGCUGGAUAUGAAGAUCCAGCGAAAGAGGCCGACGUCGGCGAUCAUGGAACGGUGGAUAGCUUUGCGGCAUCGAACGAUAUGGGGCAGGUCUCUCAGGCGUGGGGAGAUGCUGGGGCUCCCAGAUUAGUAUCACCAGAUUUCCUUCUCCCCUGGUUCCCUACCUCUGAAGAACGCAGUCUCAUCCUUCACUACUGCGCCAACGCCGCCGACCUCAUGAUGGCCAUCCCCUCCGGCCUCAAUCCCAUGCUCGCCAUCAAUCUUCCCCUUGCACUCGACUCCCCGCGAGGCACCAACUCCGCCUCGGACGCUCUGCGUGUCGCCCUCCUCGGCAUCGCAGCGGUGCACCAGGCCUUCCUCCUCGCUCGUUCUGGCGUAUCUCCGUCACAGACCGCCGGGAUCUUCCAGUACGCGGCAGGACUGAGAAAUACGGGGAAAGCGCUGGUCAGAGUCGCAGCUGCGGACCCGGUCGCCUCGCGCUCUGAUGCGGCGCUAGGAGCGGCGACGAGUCUGGCGUUGAUUGAUAUGCUGUUUGGGGGCGGGGACUGGCAGGAUAAUUUUAACCUUGCGAGGGCGAUGAUUAUCGCUCGAGGCGGUCCUGCCGAGAUGCUCAACACCAGCCUCCCCACCGCCCUCGCCGACGGCGUCACCGUCUCCGCCGCCCGCCUCAACCUCGAGGUACUGGCGAUAUACGAAACCAUGGGCUGCCUGACGACAGGCCAAGAGCCUCUUCUGAUCUCGGACCGGUGGGCGAACUGGUGGUUCGGCUCGAGCCGGUCGACAUACGAGGAACACUCGGUGGAGAAGCAAUUCGGAAUGAGCCGGAAGAUGGUCCAUCUCUUUGCGAGGUUGACGAGGUUGUUGAGUCGGGUGCAGAGUGCGAUGAGCGGGGGUUGGGGGACGAUGAGUGGCAAAAAGGCAGAGUCGGAGAUGGAGGCGGGCAAGAUGAAUGCGGAUGUGGACGCGUGGAUUGAGAGUCUGCAGAUUACGACGCUGGAGCAUGAGCGGGUACAGGUGGGGAACAGGGCGUAUGCGCACGCGAUGAAGAUUCUCCUGCUGCGAAACGUGUACAUUGUACCUCGGACCGAUAUUCGCGUUCAGACCGCAGCGACUGAAGUACUGCGGCACUGCUCUACCUCUACCGCCCUCCUCGGGAUGUCUAUCGAUCUUACAUGGCCGACCAUCAUCGCCGCCUCCUGCGUCGAAGGCGAUGCCCGACAAUGGGUCUUGACCCUCUUCGAAGGCUUCAAGGCGCAGUGCUGCUUCGAUAUAGAGACGGCAGUACGGAUCGUACGGGAAGUGUGGGUCAGGGUGGAUACCAGGGCGGGCAGGGAUGAUUGGAGGGAUGUGUGCGAGGAUCUGAACCUGAGGGUGCUGUGA